UCUCUCUUUAGUUUUAUUUCCAUUUACUGCCUUCAAAAGAGCUUUUAAUCUUUUUAAUCCCACAAAACAAUUUAUUUGUCCGUAGACGGUAAAAGAAUACUUAAACAUGGCUGUUGCAAUUUUAGUGCUUCUCCUCACGUUGACAUAUCUACCUGGACUGUUUCUAGGAUUGUCGACAGAUGCUGCGGCUGCUGCACAAGUAACUUCAUCAACUGACGUUUACUCUGAAUCACCUUGUGAACUUCAAGCAAUCUCAGCAUACAAAGAUAACCAAGGAAACGUAUGGGGAAUAGGUGACGGUAAUCUUUGGUGGUUUAAUGCAACUAAUCUCUCCUGGUCACUACUUCCUCUUCCAAAUGGAACUGCAGCAUCCGAGCCAUGGAGAGUAGCAUGUGGUGAUCCAAGAAAAUAUAUCGCCGUUGUCGGUAAGAAUGCAACUCUCGUUCUUCAUCUACCAUGGCAGCACUGGCAGUUUGUCGAUACAGAUGACGUCAGUUUAGGAUAUGUUGACAAAGAUGCCACGUGGUGUGUAUUUGGAUUUUUAUUUGGAAUAGAUCCCUUACGGGAAACACUUUAUCUCCUCGAUCCCGAAGAAGCUCAUUGGACAGUAAGACAAGAUUUACCCGUUAUGGACAAUGUAAAUUGGUCCACACCUCUAGGAUUAGUAAACACCUGGAUCGGACUAGAUAGUGAGCUGAUUCUGGUUGAAAAAUUUGGAGAUUAUAAGCACGUUAUGUAUACCAAUUCAUCCGGCAUAUCAUGGGUAGUAAUGGCUGAAGAUACCCAUGCUGGGAAGUGGCCAAAUCUUGACCAAAGUGAGUAUGGACUUUCUCUUACGUGGAAUAUGGGCUCAGAGAAGAUGUGGUUAUGGAAGAAUGAAAAAGGAGUAGCCGAGUUAUGGUACUUUAGCUAUAAUACUAGUGAAUGGCACAGAGGAAAUCGUCAUUUUGAAAAGAAAUUACCUCAUUUGUUAAAUGUUUUGACUGCUUGGAAUGAAGGUGACAAAUACUGUGUUCUGCAGCGUAGCUCUGAGUGUACUGCUCAGUACACUUUAAGUCACAAAAAUUGUUGGUCAGAACAUGAAAUGAUCCCAGUUGAUGGGGAAUUCGAUAAUGAAGACCCUACGACUCAACUUACGACUAUAGUUACAACUGAUGUUUCGACACAAUCCGAAGGAAUCAAUGCUAGCCAGAAGUCAACAUCCCGGGUAAUAUCACCACCAUCAACUACUAAAGAAACUUCACCAUCUUCUGUCAAUAGCCGCCAUGAAAUAAUCAGCCUCAUUUCCAAACAUGCUGCUAAGACUACACGGAGGUCAUCGGAAAGAUCUAAUGAUGCAAUAUCUAUUACCCCGGCUCGAAAUUCUGUCUGGCAUCAGCAUACCAGUGUAUUUGGAUCAGUUAUCUUUUUUGGAACUUCACUCACAAUAUUUGGCUUGGUUGGAUUUUUCUGGUGUGUGCGUAAAUGUGUACAUUUUCCGAAGGAAGCACUUCUCUUGAGAGACCCACCUUCAGUGCGGUACACUGCCAUUCCAGAUUCCUUGAGUUAUGAUUCACGAAAACCGACUCCAGCUACUUACACUGUUAUUCCAGAUUCCAUUGCUUAAAACCAAGACAUGUCAAAAUCAUUUUUCUCCAGGAAUUUUUCUCAUUGGUUGAUGUGGUAUUAAGAAGACUUUUAACGAACCACCGGAAUUUUUUUUCUUUCUGAGCCUUUAUGAAAUUCCUUACAUGCAAAAUCUGAUCAAAUAUGUAAUACUGGGAUACUUUAAGAAAAUCUUCGGCAAGCCAUUAGAAAACUUAUCGUUUGAAACGCGUUGUACCUUCAAAAAGAAGAAUGAAGCCCCUUACUGAUGUGAGGCAAUCUUAUAUCCACUGUAUCAUUUUAAAAGCAGAUGGUUUUUCCUAAUUUCCACUAAAUAUUUUAUUAAUACUUCCUGUGAAAAUAACUGAGUGGUAAUUUUGUUAGCAAUUUGUGUUCUUCUUGAAAGAUCUUAAGAUUAGGUAAUGACUGCAACGUCUUUGAACUUUCUGAUCACACUGUAAAUUAAAUUAUGUUUUUGUUUUAUCAUUAAGUCAUUAAUUCCUACUUACCUUGAUAAAUAGAAACAUAAUUUUAUAUUUGAAUACCAUUUGAUAAAACGAAGUUUAGCUUAUUUUACUUUUUAUCAUUUUACUCAUAUAAGUCUA
This is a messenger RNA of Stegodyphus dumicola, 2189 nucleotides long. RefSeq lists its product as uncharacterized. The record is from RefSeq and is a predicted model, not a curated record. Lineage: Eukaryota; Metazoa; Arthropoda; Arachnida; Araneae; Eresidae.